GCCGCAGGGGCCCAGGCAUCCGGGGGCCCAGGCGUCCGGGGGAGCCGCGGCUGCCGGCGGCCGGGGCACAAGCGUCGCACGAGCGUCGCACGAGCGUUGCACGAGGGUCGCACGAGCGUCGCACGAGGGUCACGAGCGUCGCACAAGGGUCCCACGCGUUGCACGAGCGUCGCACGAGGGUCACAAGCGUCGCACGAGCGUCGCACGAGGGUCGCACGAGGACGCCAUGGGGGUCGUGCGGGCGUGCACGGGGCUCUCGUGAGCGUGCUGGCGGUGGCGGCGGCGGUGGCAGCGGCGGCGGCGGCGGGGGCCGGGGGGGCCGGGGGGGCCCUGCAGUUCCUGGCGCUGGGCGACUGGGGGGGGCUGCCCGAGCCGCCCUUCGCCACCCCCCGGCAGCGGGCCACGGCGGCGGCCAUGGGGCGGGCGGCCGCCACCCCCGGCGCCCACUUCGUCCUCGCCCUGGGCGACAACUUCUACUACGAGGGGGUGCGCGACGAGCGGGACCCCCGCUUCCAGGAGACCUUCGAGCGGGUGUUCACGGCGCCGGCGCUGCGGGAGCUGCCCUGGUUCGUGAUGGCCGGGAACCACGACCACGCGGGCAACGUGUCCGCCCAGGUGGCCUACACGCGCCUGUCCCCUCGCUGGCGCUUCCCGCACCCCUACUACAGCCUGCGCUGGGAGCUGCCGGGCGCCAACGUCUCGGCGCGGCUGCUGGUGCUGGACACGGUGCUGCUGUGCGGCGCCGCCGACGACUUCGGGGGGGGCCCGGGGGGGCCGCGGGACGCGGCGGCCGCCCGGGCCCAGCUGUCCUGGCUGCGGGGCCGCCUGGCCGCCGCCCGCGGGGACCGGUACCUGCUGGUGGCCGGCCACUACCCGGUGUGGUCGGUGGCCGAGCACGGCCCCACGGGCUGCCUGCUGCGCCGGCUGCGGCCCCUGCUCGCCCGCCACCGCGCCACCGCCUACCUCUGCGGCCACGACCACAACCUCCAGUUCCUGCAGGAGGCCGGCGUGGGCUACGUGGUGAGCGGGGCCGGCAACUUCAUGGUGGGCUCCCAGCAGCACCGGGGGGCCGUGCCCCCCCGCGCCCUGCGCUUCUUCUUCGGGGACCCGGCGUCGCCCGGCGGCUUCGCCCACCUGCGCCUCGACGCCCGCGCCCUCACCGUCACCUUCCUCGAGGCCACCGGCCGCGUCCUCUACCGCGUGGCCCUGCCGCCCCGCGACCUCUGAGACCCCCCCCCCCCCCGCCCCACGGACCCCCCAGAAGAGCCGGGACGCGGGCCCCCCCCCCACCAUGGACCAUGGAGGUGGAGCUCUACCAGGAGCCCCAGCAUGGACCCCCCCCAGCAUGGACCCCCCCAUGGACCCCCCCCACCAUGGACCUCCACCAUGGAUCCCCACCAGGACCUCCAUCAUGGACCCCCCCCCCCGCCAGGACCCCCAUCAUGGACCCCCCCACCAUGGACCCCCCCCCAGCAUGGACCAUGGAGGUGGAGCUCUACCAGGAGCCCCAGCAUGGACCCCCCCACCAUGGACCCCCCCCCAUGGACCCCCCCCCAUGGACCCCCCCCACCAUGGACCAUGGAGGUGGAGCUCUACCAGGACCCCCAGCAUGGACCCCCCCGCCAUGGACCCCCCCCCAUGGACCCCCCCCCCAUGGACCUCCACCAUGGACCCCCACCAUGGAUCCCCACCAGGACCUCCAUCAUGGACCCCCCCCCCCGCCAGGACCCCCCCCAUGGACCCCCCCACCAUGGACCCCCCCCACCAUGGACCAUGGAGGUGGAGCUCUACCAGGACCCCCAGCAUGGACCCCCCCCCACCAUGGACCCCCCCCAUGGACCCCCAUCAGGACCUCCGUCAUGGACACCCCCCCACCAGGACCCCCCCCCAUGGACCCCCCACCAGGACCCCCAUCAUGGACCAUGGAGGUGGAGCUCUACCAGGACCCCCAGCAUGGACCCCCCCCCCACCAUGGACCCCCACCAUGGAUCCCCACCAGGACCUCCAUCAUGGACCCCCCCCACCAUGGACCCCCCCCUACCAUGGACCCCCCCGCCCCCAUCAUGGACCGUGGACAUGGAGGUCCACCAGGACCCCCAGCAUGGCCCCCCCCACCAUGGACCUCCACCAGGACCCCCCCCCCAUGGCCCCCCCCCAUGGCCCUCCACCAGGACCCCCAGCAUGGCCCCUCCCACCAUGGACCUCCACCAGGACCCCCCCCCAUGGACCCCCCCCAUGGACCCUCAGCAGGACCCAAUGCAGCCCCGAAAAUGGACCCCCAAACCCAACCCCCAACACAGACACCCCCCCCCCCAGCCCCACUGACCCCCCCCCAUACACUGGGACCCCCCUGGAACCGUGUCCCGGCCCCCCACUGCCCCCCCCGUCCGGCGGAGCCCCCCCCACCCGUGGGACCCCCCGGGACCCCCAGCCGGCCUGGGGACUCCUGGGCCCCCCCAGCCCCCUCCGGCUCAAUAAAGGGGUUCGGUCCCCAAAACCCUGGUGUCCCCAA
Molecule: messenger RNA, 2512 nt
Organism: Dromaius novaehollandiae (emu)
Lineage: Eukaryota; Metazoa; Chordata; Aves; Casuariiformes; Dromaiidae
Product: tartrate-resistant acid phosphatase type 5-like
Exons: 6
Biological process (GO): bone resorption
Molecular function (GO): ferric iron binding; ferrous iron binding; acid phosphatase activity
Source: RefSeq, a predicted model, not a curated record